Scleropages formosus (Asian bonytongue) is the source of this 2106-nucleotide messenger RNA. RefSeq names its product vacuolar protein sorting 36 homolog (gene vps36). Gene Ontology annotation, molecular function: ubiquitin binding; phosphatidylinositol-3-phosphate binding. The record is from RefSeq and is a predicted model, not a curated record. The transcript is spliced from 14 exons. NCBI's taxonomy places the organism in Eukaryota, Metazoa, Chordata, Actinopteri, Osteoglossiformes, Osteoglossidae. Bases 1 to 1149 code for a protein of 382 amino acids. Gene Ontology annotation, biological process: protein transport to vacuole involved in ubiquitin-dependent protein catabolic process via the multivesicular body sorting pathway. Gene Ontology annotation, cellular component: ESCRT II complex; late endosome membrane.
AUGGACCGGUUCGUCUGGUCUAAUGGUCUGCUGGAGAUGAACGAAACCCUGGUCAUCCAGCAAAGAGGUGUGAGACUAUAUGAUGGAGAAGAAAAGGCGAAGCUGGAUGCCGGAGUUGUGCUGCUCAGUACACAUCGUCUUAUUUGGAGGGACAUAAAAAACCACGAAUGCUGCAUCGCUGUUCCUCUGUCUCAGAUCGUAUUCUUCGAAGAACAGGCUGCUGGAAUUGGAAAGAGUGCAAAGAUUGUUGUUCACCUUCACCCUGCUCUCCCCAACAAAGACCCAGGGCCCUACCAGCACAGUAAAUUCUCCUACAUUAAGUUGUCCUUCAAGGAGCAUGGCCAGAUUGAGUUCUAUAGGCGGCUGACAGAAGAGAUGACUCAGAGAAGAUGGGAGAACACACCCGCAUCCCAGCCGAUCCCCACAGCAACAGGGUCACAGACAGGAAGAACGCGGGCCGUGGGGAUUGUGGGCAUUGAAAGGAAGCUGGAGGAGAAGAGGAAAGAGACCGACAAAAACAUUUCUGAGGCCUUUGAAGACCUGAGCAAGCUUAUGGAGAAGGCCAAGGAGAUGGUGGAGCUGUCCCGAUCAAUUGCCAACAAAAUAAAAGAAAAGCAAGGGGACAUUACAGAGGAUGAGACUAUCCGGUUCAAAUCAUACCUGCUGAGUAUGGGCAUUGCCAACCCAGUAACACGGGAGACUCAUGGCUCAGGGACUCACUACCAUAUGCAACUGGCCAAGCAGCUUGCAGACAUGCUUCUUGCUCCUCUUCAGGAGCGAGGGGGUAUGAUGGCCCUGACGGAGGUCUACUGCUUGAUGAACCGUGCACGGGGCAUGGAGCUGCUCUCGCCAGAGGACCUGGUGAACGCCUGCAAGAUGUUUGAAUCUCUGAAGCUUCCCCUGAGGCUGCGUGUUUUUGACAGUGGAGUCAUGGUGGUGCAGUUGCAGUCACACAAUGAGGAAGAGAUGAUUGCAUCUGCACUGGAUAAUGUGUCAGAGAAAGGCUCCCUGACUUCAGAGGAGUUUGCCAAGCUGCUGGGACUCUCUGUUCUCCUCGCUAAGGAGAGGUUGCUGUUGGCUGAGAAAAUGGGACAUCUCUGCAGAGAUGACUCAGUGGAAGGCCUCCGCUUUUACCCCAACCUGUUCUAACAGACUGAUCAGGCAGAUUUAGACAUGCCCUCCAUCUCUGCCACCUGUCUGUUUCUGGUACAUCAGCAUCCCUCUGACUCAAGAGGUGGAUGAAGAGGCCAUCUUUGGCUAUAAACAUAUGGGUGUGAAUGCGAUAGAACUGAACUGAGCUGGUGGAAAUAAAUGCCUCAGUUGUACAUUUGGGGGGAAAAAAAUGCUGUUGAUUCAGAAGAAACACUGAACACUGCACAGCUUAAGAUGUAUAGUACCAUUUCUUAUUUUUCAGCUGUGAAUAAACUAAGGUCUCCUGUCUAUGAUGAUGAGAAUGAUAGAGACCUCUCUCGGACUUCUUCACCCCUUUCUUGUUCAAGCAAAAUCUACAUUUCAGGUUCAUAUAGCCUUAUUCUUUGUGAGUUGUUGUUGGAAAAAGAUGUCGCUGUCCAUAAUAAACAUGUUGUAUCAAGAAUAUGAAACACAAUCAGGGCAGAAAAAGAAGUGACAGUUUGUCCAUUUCUGGCAUAGAGGGGAAAUUUGAUUUGUUUUUGGGAAGGCCAUGUACCUCUUCUGAUACAGUGAACAAACACUUUGCAAUACAGUCUCUCACCGUCUCCCUAUCUCCCAUUCUUUCAGUUUAUUUCCCCUCUACUUCAUCCAGACUUCUACAGGGGUACCUCAUAGCUGAGUUGAACUGCACUGGAACCUAUAACUGGGGUAUUUCACUUUUUUAAUCAAAAGUUGCCCAUAUAUAUGAUGUCUUUAUACCAUAAUUCACUGUAUUAUACCAGUGCUAUUGAUAUUUAAAGUUGACCUGUGCUGAUUUUGUACUGUACCCAAAGAAUAUAAGGUCAUGUACAUAUCAUUCUCCUAACUCAGACUUCAUAGACUGACAAUGUAUAAUGUCAAAUGUCAUAUCACUCCAGAUUUUUGUUCUUCUGUUUAUGACUACUUUUUAAAUAAAAUCUGGUACCAGCUUUUUAA